This is a messenger RNA of Striga hermonthica, 1146 nucleotides long. NCBI's taxonomy places the organism in Eukaryota, Viridiplantae, Streptophyta, Magnoliopsida, Lamiales, Orobanchaceae. The record is from the annotation of a GenBank genome assembly.
AUGACUUGUUCUAAUUCACAAUAUUAUCUCUCUCUGUUCCUCCUCCUCCUCCCAUCUCUAUUUUUCACUCUUUCUUCCUCCCACUCCAUAACCCUACCCUUCUCCGCCCCUAAAACGCCCAACCACCACUUAUCCGCCGCAACCAAAACCCUAUGGCAACAGCUGCGUCAUAUGGCCAUCGCCCGGUCGUCCAACAUCUCCUCGACUACCCCUCUCUCCGCUUUCCCUGUCGGUACCAUCUCCCUCGCCUUCGGCACGCCGCAAAAAAACCUUCUUUUCGCCUUGUCCGGCAGUGCCAGCAUAACCUCGAUCCCAUGCGGGGCCAACUUCUCGUGCCGCGACGGCUGCAAAGAUAUUCUCACAUUCAAGCCCGAACUAUCCAACUCUUCCGCUUUAGUUUACUGCAACGACACGUUAUUGCAAGAAAUUGUCUCCCGGGAUCUUGUCCCCGUGUGUUUCCAAGAAUGCACCGCAGCAAACGACUCGUGCGUGGCGGAGUACAUCGACGACGAAGGCUCAUUGUCAAUGUCGGGGGUUAUUUUAUCCGAGUCCCUAACCCUACCCGGGGUGAAGGGCCAGGCCAACAAUCUCCUUGUCGGGUGCGCUUCCGAGUCAGAUGGAUGGCCCCAAGGCAUGGGGAUCGCCGCGUUCAGGCGAGUCCCUUCGUCCCUCGUGUCCCAACUCAAUGUCACGAAGUUCUCGCACUGCUUUGUCUCGAAGAUAUACGAAGGCGACCGUAAUGUAAGCGAUAAGAUUUUAGUCGGGGGAAUCGAGGUGGAUGUCCCGACGGAGUAUCUGAAGCCAGAUGAGGAUGGCAACGGGGGAAUGAAAGUGGAGGUCGGGUACACAGUCUCGGUCAUGGACGAACGCGUGUUCAAACCGUUCGUGCAGGAGUUUGAGAAGCAAGUUGGGACAAUGGGGGGCGAGUUGGUUGUGCCGGUUGAAAAUUACAUUGGGUAUUGGAACGACUCGGUUAUUUGCAUGAUGAUAUGGUCUAAUGAUAGUGAGACGACGAGAGAUGAUUAUGAGCUGGGCAGGCCUGCGAUCGUUUUGGGUCAGUGGCAGAUGCAGAACGUUUACGUGGAAUACGAUUUGGCCAACAAUCGUCAUGGGCUCCAGCCCAGAAACUGCUCGCAAGGUUCUUAG